GGCGGGCCGUGCUGGACGCGGCGGGGUGGCUCCGCGGGCCGCGGGCGGGGCCAGUUGUCCCCGAGCGCCAUGGCCGCCCUGCGCGUCCUGCUGUCCCGGGCCUGCGGCCCGCUGCUCCCCACGCUCAGUUGCGCGGCGCGGCGCCCCUUCGCCUCGGGCGCUCGCUUUGAGUACAUCAUCACGGAAAAGAAGGGGAAGGACGGCAACGUGGGGUUGAUCCAACUGAACCGCCCCAAAGCACUCAACGCGCUCUGCAAUGGGCUGGUCAGGGAGCUCAACCAGGCGCUGGAGGCCUUCGAGGAGGACCCGGCCGUGGGGGCCAUCGUCCUCACAGGCGGGGACAAGGCGUUUGCAGCUGGAGCUGACAUCAAGGAGAUGCAGAACCAAAGUUUCCAGGACUGCUACUCCAGCGGAUUCCUGAGCCACUGGGACCGAGUCGCCCGGGUCAAGAAGCCGGUCAUAGCUGCUGUCAACGGCUAUGCGCUUGGUGGCGGCUGUGAACUCGCUAUGAUGUGCGACAUCAUUUAUGCUGGAGAGAAAGCCCAGUUUGGGCAGCCGGAAAUCCUCCUAGGAACCAUCCCAGGUGCAGGGGGCACCCAGAGGCUGACCCGCGCUGUCGGAAAGUCUCUGGCCAUGGAGAUGGUCCUCACUGGAGACCGGAUCUCAGCCCAGGACGCCAAGGAAGCAGGUCUCGUGAGCAAAGUCUUUCCUGUGGAGAAACUGGUCGAAGAAGCCAUCCGCUGCGCAGAAAAAAUCGCCGGCAAUUCCAAAAUCAUAUCGGCGAUGGCCAAAGAGUCCGUGAAUGCAGCUUUUGAAAUGACACUGACAGAGGGAAAUAAGUUGGAGAAGAAACUCUUCUAUUCGACCUUCGCCACCGAAGACCGGAGGGAAGGGAUGACGGCAUUUGUGGAGAAGAGAAAGGCGAACUUCAAAGACCGGUGAGAGCUGCCACCGAGACCUCCAGCCUCCGCGGAGGAGGGGACACAGUUUCAGGGGCCAAUAAACCCUCUGUCUGGAAGGGCA
Molecule: messenger RNA, 1023 nt
Organism: Phyllostomus hastatus (greater spear-nosed bat)
Lineage: Eukaryota; Metazoa; Chordata; Mammalia; Chiroptera; Phyllostomidae
Gene: ECHS1
Product: enoyl-CoA hydratase, short chain 1
Exons: 8
Coding region: 70-942 (290 amino acids)
Biological process (GO): fatty acid beta-oxidation
Cellular component (GO): mitochondrion
Molecular function (GO): enoyl-CoA hydratase activity
Source: RefSeq, a predicted model, not a curated record